Panthera uncia (snow leopard) is the source of this 1422-nucleotide messenger RNA. It is a transcript of the gene MC5R, whose product is annotated as melanocortin 5 receptor. The transcript is spliced from 3 exons. The record is from RefSeq and is a predicted model, not a curated record. Gene Ontology annotation, cellular component: membrane. Gene Ontology annotation, biological process: G protein-coupled receptor signaling pathway. The coding region runs from base 125 to 1102 and encodes 325 amino acids. NCBI's taxonomy places the organism in Eukaryota, Metazoa, Chordata, Mammalia, Carnivora, Felidae. Gene Ontology annotation, molecular function: melanocortin receptor activity.
AGACUUCAGAAGAUUCCAGAAGUUGGAGCAGUUUCCUGAGAUUUUUAAUGGCUCCCACCACAGAUAUCUGCAGAGGGUGCUUUUUCCUAGCUUUAUAGUAAAUUUGUUGCCAAGAAGAGGAGCAAUGAAUUCCUCAUUUCACGUGCUUUUCUUGGAUCUCAACCUGAAUGCCACAGAAGGCAACUUUUCAGGACCAAAUGUCAAGAACAAAUCUUCCCCAUGUGAAGAGAUGGGCAUCGCUGUGGAAGUGUUUCUGACUCUGGGUCUCAUCAGCCUCUUGGAGAACAUCUUGGUCAUAGGUGCCAUAGUGAAGAACAAGAACUUGCACUCCCCCAUGUAUUUCUUUGUGUGCAGUUUAGCAGUAGCUGACAUGCUGGUGAGCAUGUCUAACACCUGGGAGACCAUUACCAUAUAUUUAAUAAAUAAUAAGCACCUGGUGAUAGCAGAUGCCUUUGUGCGUCACAUUGACAAUGUGUUUGACUCCAUGAUCUGCAUUUCUGUGGUGGCCUCCAUGUGCAGUUUGCUGGCCAUUGCAGUGGAUAGGUAUGUCACCAUCUUCUAUGCUCUGCGCUACCACCACAUCAUGACAGUGAAGCGUUCUGGGGUAAUUAUUGCAUGUAUCUGGACCUUUUGCACAGGCUGUGGCAUUGUUUUCAUCAUUUACUAUGAAUCCACUUAUGUCAUCAUUUGCCUCAUCUCCAUGUUCUUUACCAUGUUGUUCCUCAUGGCGUCUCUAUAUAUACACAUGUUCCUCCUGGCAAGGGCUCAUGUCAAGCGGAUAGCAGCUCUCCGUGGAUACAGCUCCGUGCGGCAAAUGACCAGCAUGAAAGGAGCUGUCACCCUGACCAUGCUGCUGGGCAUUUUUAUCGUGUGCUGGGCUCCGUUCUUUCUCCAUCUUAUUUUGAUGAUUUCUUGCCCCCAGAACCUCUACUGUUCUUGCUUUAUGUCUUACUUUAAUAUGUACCUUAUACUCAUCAUGUGUAAUUCUGUGAUUGAUCCUCUGAUAUAUGCCUUCCGCAGCCAGGAGAUGAGGAAGUCCUUUAAAGAGAUUAUUUGUUGCCAUACCUUCAGAAUACCCUGUAGGUUCCUUGGCAGGUAUUAAACAAAAAGUUUUUCUCCCUGUGGCUCUCUUUUAUCCUUCAUUUACUUUAUGACAAAAUCAGUUGGUACAGCCAAGGAGUAAGCCAGAAAACUAGAAAUCAAAAAUGUGUAGAACUGUUUCUCUUUUUUUCUGUUGAAUUUGUGCUUCACUUUUUCCCCCUGUGGCAGUUGUUAGGUCAGACAUGCAUAUGUUGCUUUUAAAAUUUGGGAAUGGGGUGUGACAAUUUUUUACUGUCCUGUUUUCCUCUUACUUUUUCUUCUGCUCCCACCCAUUUCUGGUAGUCCAAUCUAUCCUCCAUCUAGUAAGUGUGUGCUCAGGGA